Molecule: messenger RNA, 477 nt
Organism: Achroia grisella
Lineage: Eukaryota; Metazoa; Arthropoda; Insecta; Lepidoptera; Pyralidae
Exons: 2
Coding region: 47-355 (102 amino acids)
Source: RefSeq, a predicted model, not a curated record
UUGAGAAGUGGUGUUAUACGACUCAUUUAAAAAACUAAAUAUCAAAAUGAAGAGUCUAUUCUAUUUAUGUGCAUUCGCUUUGAUCGGGUUAGCAGUGGGAGAAACUAAUCUUUAUCCCCGAGGCUGCAUCUAUAUAGUAGGACGAUGUGCACGGGAAUGCGAGGAAGGUACCUAUGGAUAUUCGCUUGGCUGUGGCUUCAAAACUCCAGAAGCCACCUGCGAGAACCCCACGCCAGUUCAGGAUCGUUCUAGAAGGAUCUGUGACUACUCGGCUUGUUACUGUGCACCUCCCACUGUACGGAACACGAAGACGAAAAAAUGCGUUCAACUUGACGAAUGCCCGGCCGACGAUUAAACUGUCAUGAUGGAAUAUCAUACAUGUAAAUAAACUAAAAUUUACAAAAAAAAAAAUAUUUUACACUGGCUGUGCCGGCGACUUCGUCCACAUGGAAUUGUGACCUUGGAUAGCAUGUUUAA